AUGUGCAAGUUUUUUGUUGUAUUGCAGUUUGCAAACGAUGGAGAAAACAAAAGUGAAGUGAAUGACACGAAGCAAGCUAUGUAUGUAACGUUUUCAGUCAAGAUUCAUUUAUUACAAGGACACAAUUUGGUAAUUCGAGAUGCAUCAGGAAGCAGUGACCCAUAUGUCAAAUUUAAGUACAAAGGUCGAACCUAUUACAAAAGUUCAAUAAUUUUUAAAAAUUUAAAUCCAAUUUGGAAAGAGGAAUUUACGUUUUUGGUAGAUGAUAUUACUGUACCAAUUUGUUUGGAUGUUUAUGAUUACGAUCGUUGGGCAAGUGAUGAUUACAUGGGUGGUGCAAUAAUUGAUCUUAGUCAAUUAAAAUUUUUUCAAAGGUUAGCGCUUAAAUUAAAACUUUACGAAGAGGGCAAUAAUGAAGAUAUGGGUGAAAUCGACAUUGUUGUUAGCAUCUUUCCCUUAAAUGAAAACGGCAAAGAAGAGUUCUUGAAAAAAUCAACGCGUGGAAUAAUUUGUGAGCGACAAAAGAAAACACCACAAAAAAUUACACAAAUUUGGUCAUCAAUCGUAAAUAUUGUAUUAAUAGAAGGAAGAAAUUUAGCAUCACCAAAUGCUUCUAAAUACACUUUUCCAGAUUUAUUUGUAAAAUUCAAGCUUGGAAGCGAAAAAUACAAAAGCAAAUCUGUUUUACGGAAUAACAAUCCUAAAUGGUUGGAACAGUUUGAUUUACAUAUGUUUGAUGAUUCUAAACAUUUACUGGAGAUGAUGGUAAUUGAUAAGAAAACAAAUACAAGUAUUGGAAGAUAUAGUAUAGAUUUGGAUAAGCUGGAAAAAGAAACUUCUCAUCAAAUGGCUUGCGAAUUGGAUCAUAGCGUUGGUACAAUAUUAUUGUUAAUCUCAAUUACGGGUACAGCAUCCACUCAUGCGGUUACUGACCUGUCCGAAUAUUCCAAUAUUAAUAUCAGAAGUGCUAACAUCAAAAAAUAUAGCUUAUGGAAAACGCAUGAGUCCCUUACAGAUGUUGGAUUUUUAACUGUAAAAGUGUUUCGGGCACGAAAUUUAGCAUCUAUUGAUGUAAUUAACAAAAGUAAUCCAUAUGUUGUCGUGGAAUUAGUAAAUGCAUUAUUGCAAACUCAUACUGAAUAUAAAACGAUUAAUCCUGAAUGGAAUAAGCUUUUUACAUUUGCUGUGAAAGAUAUUCAUUCUACACUUGAAAUUACGGUUUACGAUGAAGAUCCGAAUAAGAAGGCUGAAUUUCUAGGAAAAGUUGCAAUUCCACUGCUGAAGAUUCGAAAUUGCGAAUCAAAGUGGUAUACUUUAAAAGACCGCAAGCUACAGGCGCCAGCUAAGGGUCAAGUGUUACUUGAAAUGGAUAUCAUUUGGAAUCCUAUACGUGCAGCCUUGCGCACGUUUAAUCCACGUGAACGAAAAUAUAUGCAAGAGGAACCAAAAUUUAAAAGGCGUUUGUUUAUCAACAAUUUUACAAGGCUAAGAGAAUUUUUAUUGACUGUUGCGCAAAUUCGAGAUUACAUACAAAGUUGCUUUGACUGGGAUUCACCAAUGCGUUCUUUACUUGCAUUUAUGUUAUUUGUGACUUUUAUAAAUUACUUCCAAAUAUAUCACAUUCCACUUCUUAUACUGCUUAUCUUCUUCCUUCAACCAUUCACUAUGCAACGUGGAAAGCAAAAACUUUCUAGGAAGAAUAGCAACAUUAAAUUAGCUUCUGGUUCUGAAGAUGAAUACGAAACUAUCGAUAUGGUUGAGAUAGCUUUAAAAAAAAUCAGCAUAAAUUCAAUGACUAAUAAUUGUUUUUUUAUAACUAUUAUGCCAACUUUUUAUUCUCCUCACAUCGGACAAUUAGUGAAUAAAUCGUCUUCAAUUCGCCAACGAUUCAAUACUUUGCAAGAUGCAAUGGUAGAAGUACAAAAUACUGCUGAUUUUAUUGCGUCACUUUUGGAACGAAUUCGCAACACAUUUAAUUUCACUCAGCCUUACCUAUCAGUCUUGGCUAUAGUGGUACUUAGCAUUGCUACUAUUUUGCUCUAUUUGGUACCAUUAAGGUGGCUUGUUAUGAUCUGGGGUGAGUGA
This is a messenger RNA of Thelazia callipaeda (thelaziosis nematode), 2085 nucleotides long. Lineage: Eukaryota; Metazoa; Nematoda; Chromadorea; Rhabditida; Thelaziidae. The record is from the annotation of a GenBank genome assembly.